AAUUAAGUAAAUUAUUGUAAUUACUUGUAGCUCAAUAAACGAAAGUAAAGAUUUCUCUACUUGGAGUAGUAUACCAUCUGAUAUCAACAAUUUUGACAAUCAUGAAACAGUAAAACCUAUAGAAAAUUGCAAUUCGUCAUCGAUGUUGGGAAAACUUAAUCCUAUAACUCCAAGUUAUGUUUUAGCUGCACCCAAUUGCAACAAAGUUGAUAUAACAAACCAGGAUUUACUUGAUACAUCAUCCGAAAACUGGAGACAAAGUUGUUUCAGUAAAACAAGCAUAUCAAACAUUUCUCAAAAAAAUAAGACCGAGUUAGAAGCUAUAACAAUCAAGCCGAUUCAUGCUUUAUCUAAGAGUCAAUCAUUUGAAGGUUAUAAAUUCAGACUAUGUGAAUUAGAAAAAUUAAGUACAUCUUUGCCCAAUUUAAUGCAAGAUAAAGAUAAUAAAUUCGCUGACUAUACUGAUAAUAUUGCAAGAAAAGAUACUUUGUUUUCCGAAUUCGAAAUGAGAGAAAAUAAAGUUGAAAGCAACUCUUUCGAAUUGGCAGUUGAAAAAGUGAAGAAGCUAAUUGAAAGCCAACGCGAUAAUAUUGUUAAUCUUCAACAACAAGAGUCAGAAACGAGGAAUGAAAUUAGCAGAAACGAGGCGAUAGGAUAUAGUGUUAUCAAUAGUCUUAACAAACAUGAAACUUUAAAAGUUGAAGAAUUUUUAAAAUCGAUUAACAAUUUUUUGAAUAAGGUUAUAUUUCUCACGCAAAGAGUUAAUCGUUAUGAAAUUGAACUUCAUGAACUCGAGGAAGAUAGAAGUUUUAAAAAAAACGCAAUUAUCAGAAAAAUACUAAUGUUAGAAAACGAAAUAGAAGAAUGGUACAGAAGUUUACGUAAAAUAGGGUAUAGACGCGGUAAUCACAUUCACCUAAUACUCAAAAAACAUCUUAAAGAAAAUGACAUUAAAACAUUUGAAAACUACCUUGGUACAAAAUCUGAUCUUGCAUGGAAAUUAGCGGAAAUACGUGAAAAUAUUGAAGUUGAAAAAGAUUGUUACACAUCACUUCAGCAACUCGCACUAAAUUGGAACUUUCAAACUUAAUCUUUAAAACAAUCAAUCAUCGCAUAAAAUGAGUAUUAAUAUUUAUGAAGCCUUUUUAUUUUUAUAUAUUUCAUAGUGUAAUUAUUUAACUUUUAUUAUAAAACUUUA
Molecule: messenger RNA, 1198 nt
Organism: Hydra vulgaris (swiftwater hydra)
Lineage: Eukaryota; Metazoa; Cnidaria; Hydrozoa; Anthoathecata; Hydridae
Source: RefSeq, a predicted model, not a curated record